This is a messenger RNA of Macadamia integrifolia, 2781 nucleotides long. Its product is annotated as transcription factor BHLH42. The transcript is spliced from 7 exons. The record is from RefSeq and is a predicted model, not a curated record. Gene Ontology annotation, molecular function: protein dimerization activity. Lineage: Eukaryota; Viridiplantae; Streptophyta; Magnoliopsida; Proteales; Proteaceae. Bases 364 to 2571 code for a protein of 735 amino acids.
UCUCUCUAUACCUCUCUCUUUCUUCCUCUCUUCCCCCAACUCACAGCAGCGCAAACAAUCAUGCAAUCAUAUCUAUUUCUCGAACCUCUCCGAACCCUUAAAAGUCCCCAAACUUUUUAACCACCUGACCUGCAAAUCUGCUGAUCAACAAUCCUUCUCUUUCUUCUCUUCAAACCUCACAGUAACUUCUCUUUGAUCUUUCAAUUCCGAUCAUAGUUUUCUCACUCAAAUUUCACUCUUCUUCCUUCUUUCACUUGGGUAGGUUUUUCUAAACCAAAAUUCAAUUCCCUUCAGUUGAAGCAUCGUCAUCUUAUAUGGAUUAAGAAGAAAGUCUUUAGACUCCACAUAGCUUUUUUCUUUGCAAUGGCAACUUUGCCCGGUAGCCGCCUGCAACAAAUGUUGCAGUCGGCGGUGCAAGCAAUUCAGUGGACUUAUAGUCUCUUCUGGCAAGUCUGCCCACAACAAGGGAUCUUAGUAUGGGGAGAUGGGUACUACAAUGGCCCAAUCAAAACAAGGAAGACAGUGCAACCCAUGGAGGUGAGUGCAGAAGAGGCAUCUCUUCAAAGGAGUGAGCAGCUUAGAGAAUUGUAUGAGUCAUUGUCGGCCGGCGAAACAAACCAGCCUGCUCGGCGACCUUGUGCCGCUUUGUCGCCGGAGGACUUAACGGAGUCUGAAUGGUUCUAUCUUAUGUGUGUUUCCUUCUCUUUUCCACCCGGCGUGGGGUUACCAGGAAAGGCAUUUACAAGAAGGCAACAUGUGUGGCUUACCGGUGCAAACGAGGCGGAUAGCAAGUCCUUUUCUAGGGCUAUACUUGCCAAGAGUGCUCGCAUACAGACUGUGGUUUGCAUUCCUCUCAUGGACGGCGUCGUAGAAUUCGGAACCACAGAAAGGGUUCAGGAGGACCUGGGAUUGAUACAAAGGGUAAAGAGCUUCUUCCUAGACCAGCAUCAUCACCAUCAUCAUCAUCACCACCACAACCCGAAACCCGCUCUCUCUGAGCAUUCCACGUCCAACCCGGCUAGUUCCUCGGACCGGCCUCGCUUCCAUUCUCCACCACUACCAGCCAUGUACUCGGCCCAGGAGGAAGACCCAGUUCCAGCUACUACCAAUCAAGGAGACGAUGACAUAGAAGACGUAGACGAGGAGGAGGAAGAGGAAGAAGAAGAAGAAGAAGCUGCUGAGUCCGACUCAGAAACCGAUACAGGUCGGAAUAGUUCACCACCAAACGCAUCCACGCAAGAACAAAUCCGUCUGUGUGAACCAAUCAACCAGGGGGUAGGAGUAUCAGCAUUAGCCCCAGUAGCUCAAGUUGCGGCGGAGCCAAGCGAGUUGAUGCAGCUAGAGAUGUCUGAAGAUAUUCGACUCGGAUCACCCGACGAUGCUUCCAACAACUUGGACUCGGACCUCCACAUACUCGCUGGCAGCGGUGGCGGCGGCCAACCAGAUCAUCAUCAUCACCACCAUCACCAUCAACAGCGCCGGGCUGACUCGUUUAAAGCCGAGUCAACCCGGAGAUGGCCACCAUUGCCGGAUACGCUCAACGUUCUCCAAAGUCAACCACCACACUCGGCGACCCCUCAAAUGGAAGAAUUGACGCAAGAGGACACCCACUACUCCCAAACAGUAUCCACCAUACUCCAACAAAACCCGACCCGAUGGUCUGAAUCUUACAUGGCGUUCGGAUACUCACAACAGUCAGCCUUCUCCAAGUGGAACAGCCGAAACGAUCACCUGCUCCACCUUCCUUUGGAAGGCACCUCCCAAUGGCUUCUCAAGUACAUCCUCUUCAGUGUACCGUUCCUCCACAUCAAAUACCGGGACGAAAACUCUCCAAAAUCUUCCCGAGAUGCCGAUACGGCGACACGGUUCCGUAAAGUUACACCCCAAGACGAGCUCAGCGCCAACCAUGUCCUCGCCGAGCGCCGUCGCCGUGAGAAGCUUAACGAGCGUUUCAUCAUCCUACGGUCACUUGUCCCCUUUGUCACCAAGAUGGACAAAGCCUCCAUCUUAGGCGACACCAUAGAGUACGUCAAGCAGCUCCGCCGUAGGAUCCAAGACCUUGAGUCUCGUAACCGUCAGAUGGAGGUUGAUCAACGGUCUUCCAGGGGUGCGGAACCUCAGAAGAGUGGUGGAUCUAAGGAUCAGCAGCAGCGAAGUGGACCUGGGAGCAGUGGUGUUACGGCGGUUCAGGAGCGAACCCGUGGGUUACCCGGAUCCGAUAAGAAGAAGUUGAGAAUCGUGGAAACCACGGGUGGUACGAAGGCGAAAGUGUUGGACCCUGUGCCCAUUGUUGGCACCACCGUACAGGUGUCCAUCAUCGAGGCUGAUGCACUGUUGGAGCUUCAGUGCACGUACAGGGAAAAUUUACUACUCGAGAUAAUGCAAAUACUUCGGGAGCUGCGGUUUGAGAUCACAGCCGUCCAGUCCUCCUCAACCAAUGGCAUCUUCAAUGCCGAGUUAAGGGCUAAGGUGAAGGAUCACAGCAGUGGAAGAAAACCGAGUAUUGUGGAAGUCAAAAGGACCAUACACCAAAUCAUAGCCCAAAGUAGAACAAGCAGCACCGAUUUGUGAUUUUUUUUAUUUAAAAAAAAAAAAAUGGAAAAUGUGAAGGGUUUAGAAAUUGUAGAGAGAAAUCGACCAUUUUUUAAAGGGAAGUGGUCGUACGCUUACUAAUGGCUGAUUUAUGUGUAAUAAUAUACUAAUUUGUCCUUGUGAGAUAUGUGUAAACUGGAGGCCUCUUUGGGUAGUUUAUAAUGCUAUUGUUUACUUAUUUCUUGGAAA